AUGAACAUCCUAGAAUGGGCAUUCGGAAAGCGCAUGACGCCCGCCGAGCGGCUGCGCAAGAACCAACGAUCGCUCGACAAGGCCAUCCGUGAGCUCGACCAGGUCCGGGUCAAGCUCGAGAAGCAGGAGAAGACGCUGGUGACGCAGAUCAGGCAGAGCGCGCAAAAGAACCAGAUGGGUGCGGCGAAGAUCCAGGCCAAAGAUCUUGUCCGGACGAGGAGGUACAUCGAGAAGUUCUACGGCAUGCGGAGCCAGUUGCAGAAGAUAUCUCUUCGUCUACAGACCUACCGGACGAAUGAGCAAAUGAUGCAGGCGAUGAAGGGCGCCACAAUGGCGCUGGGCAGCAUGAACAGGAGCAUGAACCUCCCUCAAUUACAAAGGAUAGCCAUGGAGUUUGAGAGAGAGAACGACAUAAUGGACCAGCGCCAAGAGAUGAUGGACGAUGCCAUUGAUGACGCCAUGGACACCGGCGUAGAAGAGGAAGGCGACGAGGUUGUGGAACAGGUUCUCGAAGAAAUCGGAGUGGACCUGAGUCAAUCCCUUGGCGAGACGCCUUCAGGCCUGCCGACCACCGCCGUGGCGGAAGGCAAGGUAGCCCAAGCAGUUGGCAGUGGCGGAGGCGGCGGUGCCGACCCUGGUGAUGAUGACCUUCAGGCUCGCCUGGACAGUCUGAGGAGAUAA
Molecule: messenger RNA, 681 nt
Organism: Diaporthe amygdali
Lineage: Eukaryota; Fungi; Ascomycota; Sordariomycetes; Diaporthales; Diaporthaceae
Exons: 5
Coding region: 1-681 (226 amino acids)
Biological process (GO): late endosome to vacuole transport; endosome transport via multivesicular body sorting pathway; protein transport
Cellular component (GO): ESCRT III complex; multivesicular body
Source: RefSeq, a predicted model, not a curated record